This is a messenger RNA of Notolabrus celidotus (New Zealand spotty), 1710 nucleotides long. RefSeq names its product ankyrin repeat domain 34C (gene ankrd34c). The transcript has 2 exons. NCBI's taxonomy places the organism in Eukaryota, Metazoa, Chordata, Actinopteri, Labriformes, Labridae. The record is from RefSeq and is a predicted model, not a curated record. Gene Ontology annotation, molecular function: protein binding. Bases 121 to 1710 code for a protein of 529 amino acids.
GGGAAGACGGUCAUCAGGGAUAUCCUGCCACCCCUUCUUCUAACAGGCUUCAUCCUGCCUUGAGGCUCAGGGCUGUGUGCUGUAAGUUCAACACUGAGAAAAUCUGCGACAGUCUGGGCGAUGGCAGACAUACUGGAGCUGCGGACAGAUGGAAACUCCCUCUUGAAGGCCGUGUGGCUCAGACGCUUGAGACUCACCAGGCUUCUGUUGGAAGGAGGUGCAUACAUCAACGAGAGCAAUGAACGUGGGGAGACGCCCCUCAUGGUUGCCUGCAUGUCCUCACACAUUGACCAGCAGAGCGUAAGCAAAUCAAAGCUGGUGAAAUACCUGCUGGAAAACAAGGCAGACCCCAAUAUACAGGACAAAACAGGCAGGACGUCUCUAAUGCACGCCUGCAUCCACAAGGCUGGAUAUGAGGUGGUGGAUCACCUGCUGAGCAAUGGAGCUGAUCCCAGUCUUGAGGACAGGAGCGGGGCCUCCGCCCUUGUCUAUGCUAUCAAUGCAGAUGAUAAGGAGACACUUAAGUUGCUCCUGGAUGCGUGCAAAGCUAAGGGCAAGGAAGUCAUCAUUAUCACCACAGACAAGUCACCAUCAGGCACAAAAACUACCAAACAGUACCUUAAUGUCCCCCCAUCACCAGAGCUAGAUGAGAAGUCCUCCACAGCAUACUGCACCUCCCCCUCUGACAUUGAUGUUACUGCAUCUCCCACACCUGAGCAGGAGCAACCAAACACGGUUUUCAGUUUCCAGACAAAGCUGAAAACCUCCUCUUCAGCUUCAAAGCUGGCCAAUGGGCCCACAUCUCCAACACGUAGGCCUGGAAACCCAAAACGUGCCCGUCUGCCUCAGCUGAAGAGACUGCAGUCAGAGCCUUGGGGGUUGAUUGCUCCCUCAGUCCUGGCCGCCGCCGCCCAUGAGGAAAGCAGAAAAGCCAGUUCGGAUGAGGAUGUUGUUGCAGGGGUAAAUGGACUUUCUCUCAGCAAAAGGUCAGCUUUAUCUCGACAGAGCAGUGUAGACGGGAAGGAUAGCAUCUUUCCACUGGUGGGUGAACAAGCCAGCAAAAUGAAAACCUCACAAUCACUUCCUCUUACCUCUAAAGCAUCAUAUGAGAAAACUCUGUGUCAGCAUCAGCCACUGGCUCGACGCAGCACUGUGCCAACAGAACAGGAGAGCAGCGGCAGCUGCAGCAGUGGCCCUGUUACUCUGAGAGACACAAUGCACCGGAGACGCCUGGGGAACGAUCACUAUGACUCAGACUCACAGCUCUAUUCCGAUUCUGCCAUGUUAGACUCUCCCAAGAUGCCAGUGGAGCGAAGGAAACUAAACACUUCUCCGCUAGCUUUGCUGACCAGCUCCAGAGAAUCUCUGGACAGUAAUGUCAGCCCAUCCUCUCCAAGCACGGCACACAGGCGAGUACCUGGCCUCCUGGAGAGGAGAGGCUCAGGCACCCUGCUGCUGGACCACAUCUCCCAUACCAGGCCCGGCCACCUGCCCCCUCUUAAUGUCAACCCCAACCCUCCCAUUCCCGACAUAGGGGCAAGUAGCAAGCCCUCUUCACCCUUGGCCACAGGCAUUAGAUCCAUAGCUCCAGUAGCACCAAACACACCAAAGAGAGGCGGCCUCAAGUCCAAAAAGAAACUCGUGAGAAGGCACUCUAUGCAAGUGGAGCAGAUGAAGCAGCUCUCUGAUUUUGAAGAGCUGGCUCAUUAG